Messenger RNA from Ruditapes philippinarum (Manila clam), 3314 nucleotides. RefSeq names its product neuronal calcium sensor 1-like. The record is from RefSeq and is a predicted model, not a curated record. The transcript is spliced from 4 exons. Gene Ontology annotation, molecular function: calcium ion binding. The coding region runs from base 1 to 489 and encodes 162 amino acids. NCBI's taxonomy places the organism in Eukaryota, Metazoa, Mollusca, Bivalvia, Venerida, Veneridae.
AUGUCGGAGAAUGUGUCACAUGCAGGAAUUGUUUUCUAUUUUCAGGAAUUUGAAUCUAUUUACCAGCAGUUUUUCCCGCAUGGAAGUCCCAAGAAGUUCGCCUCAUAUGUGUUUAAUAUAUUUGAUACAAAUAAGGACGGUAUGAUAUCAUUUAAAGAGUUUAUUUGUGCCUUGUCAAUAACCUCAAGGGGAACACUUGAUGAAAAACUAGAUUGGGCAUUCAGCCUAUACGAUGUUGACAAUGAUGGUUUUAUUACGCGUACAGAAAUGAUCGACAUUAUUGAUGCUAUUUAUAGCAUGGUAGGUAACCUGAUCGACUUGCCUAAAGAUGAAGACACACCUGAGAAACGAGCCAACAAAAUAUUUCAACAAAUGGAUAUGAAUCGAGAUGGAAUGCUGUCAAAAGACGAGUUUAGAGAGGGCUCUAAGAGUGACCCUUGGAUUGUGCAGGCCCUUACAAUUGACACAGGACCACAUAUCCACAGCUGACAGCAUUGCAACCUCAUUCAGACAUGUAAAAUUAAUGCUGAUUGGUUGAAUUGUAAAGUAGAAUGAAUUUGAUUGGUUACACAAUUUCGAAUUAAGAAUAAGAACAUUGUAUUGGAUUAUCUGAUUGGCUCUCAUCAUUUUUAGCUGAUUUCGAAUAAAGAAGGUUGGAUUUGAUGGACUAAUUUGAAAUAGAAAUAGUCUAUAAAAGUUUUUUAAAUAGGGAUAAUGAUAUUGUUACUGUAUUAUGAUCAGAUAUUUGCCUACAUUACCCAGAUUUUUAGCAAAACAUGUGUCUCAUGAGUGUUACUGUUUUUUUUUGAUUGGAUACAUCGCUAGAACAGAUUGUAUGUUGUUUUACUUAUACUAAGCCACCAGGUCUUGUAGCAAUUCAACUUUAUACAAUUCUUUACAGAUAUACAUACACUCUUGUCAUUAAAAGCUGCAUGCCUCCAGAUUCAUGCUAACUUUCAUGAAAAUUUUGAAAAUGUAUUUUAAAGUAAAAUAUUUGAAUUGAGCAAAAAAUGCCAUUUAAAAUAAAUUUACACAUUGCAAACAGUACUUACAAUCCACGUAAGAGGUCAAAAUAUGCAAAAUUAGCCCUUACUGUGUCAGUCAUGCAGUAGAAAUAUGGUGAUAAUUAAGUACAGCAAAAACCAUUCACUCAUUGCAAAUCACAUGUAAAUAAUUACUUGAAUGAUGAUUCUUUAUUAUGAUUUUAAUUUCUUUAAAAAAUUUGGCUCAUCUGCGAGGCAUGCAACUUUAAGUUUCCUUUUAUCAUUAACCAUCAGUACAUUAUGAUUAAAAGAAAGAUUUGAACAAUUUACUGAUUAUUUAUAUGUUGUUAUAAAAAGCACAUACAUUGUAUCUAUAAUUAACAUCAAUGCAAUGUGUAAAAUAUUGAAAUAUUUAUAAUAAUGCAUGCAAUCUUCAAAUGUCAUUCAUCGUUUUUCAUCAGAAUUGUCUAGGUUACAUAAGAUUCUGAGGUUGUCAUAUAUUGUGGAAAGCAAUUGCCAGAAUUUCAUAGUCAUUUUAUAAGGUGUUAAAUAUAAAUUGAUUUCAUUAACUCAUUUUUAAUUGUGUUCUCUUGAUAUAAAGUAUCAUAGUUCUUAUUGCCAAAAUUAGUGGGGUGUUUUCUGUUUGAGGCAUUUCCAUUUGCUUGAAGAAUGCAUUUUUGAUCAGUUUUUAAUCAUUCUGUUCUGCCAAAUUAAAUGUUACUUGGUGCUUUUCUUAUAGAAAAAGCUGUUAAACAUUUUUAUACCUAAUUAUUUAUUGAAUGAUUCACCUUCACUGUAUGCAUGUAAAGAAAUUGAUAAAUUUAUAUUCAUCUCAUCUGUCUUGCUGCUGGAACUACAUUUGUAUAAUAAUAGCGUUAGGACAUUUCUAAGAAAUGCAAGUGAUCACUAUGUUGUAAUUUCGUGGUCUCACGCUGUAGGGCGCCAGACAAAAUCAUGGAAAUACAAUCACUUUGUCAUAUAUUUGUGUUUUUGCCUUUUGCUCUGUUGGGCAGGAGGUGAAAACACAAAAAGUAAACAAAGUGACCCAUUUGUCUGCUUUUGCUACUCUUGAUGCUCUGCAAAACACUAAAUUACGACAAAGUGACCACUUUAUCGUACUUUCACUCUGGGGGGCACCAGGGGAAAAGAUGAAAUACGACAUAGUCUUUUUGUAUGACAAUUUAGCAAAAAAACAGGUCCUUUUGUUGUUGUUUUUUUCUUUCUUUUUAUUUCCAAAGAAAAGCAGAUUUUUCACAUAUAUAUAUAGUAAUAAACAUUGAAUAUUGAUAGGUAUUGCAUUGGAUACAGUAGUAUAAAUAUUGUUAAUGCAUCAUACACACCUACAUUUGUCAAAUUUAUCAUACAUGUAUGAAUUAAAGUACAUGUACAAAUUGUGUAUAAUGCAUGUGAUGUACCCACAAUGUUUUUGUUGUUUUAAGGUUAUCCAAAGUGAACUUAUCUGUAUUUAAGUUAGUUGUUCAUACUUGUUAUUGCAAAUUUUUAACCAUGAGUGUUGUGCCUUUAAGAAUUCCACUUCAUUCAAUUGUCUUGUAAAUAUUUACAAGAAUUGUUAAUGUAACCUCUGUAAUAAUUCUUGCCUAUAAGACUGUAAUGAAUAUUGUCCUAAAAAAGUCAAAGAUUUAUAUAUUCUGGAAAAUCAUUUUUAUUUGUGGGGAAUUAAUUUUCAUAGUCUUUCCUAAGGUCAGCCGCACAUUUAAGAUCCAAUGAAAAUUCUUUAAGACUGCUGUAAGAGUAUUUUGCAUUACUUUAUUUGAUAAAUACUUUUUUUGCACAAAUAGACAAUCCAAAAUUUAAGAACUGUUGAAUAUGUCCUUUGUGAUAAACUCAUAAAAUUUCAUUCCAACGAAAUUAGGUGAACAAACUUUAUAGAUUAUUUCUGGAUUCAGGAUUUUAUAGACUAACUGUAUUUUACCAUAUACCAUUCAUCAUUUAUAUUCUUAAUUUAUUGCUGUAGUCAUAGGCACAGUUCUUUAUUUAAUAUGUUACUUUGAUCUUUGGUUGAAUAAUCUGUUUAUAACAACAAUAGAUUAUAAUGAUAACAUAAGAGCAUAAAUAAAGAACAAUGUCAAGUCAUCAUGUUGUUUUAAACAUUAUAUGUAUUUAUACACCUAGCUUUUUUAACACAUGAACAUUUUUUAAGUGGCUUUACAUCAUUAUUUUAUUUGGUUUGUUCAUAUUUCUUCAUUUAUUUGGACCUUGUUAGGUGUAAAAUGAGUAAGAUCCAAUUUCUAUAAACUUUCAGAAGAAGUAAAUUCAGUCUUCAUUGAACAUGUUUGAAAUAGGAAAAAGGUCUUGCCACACUCUGUAAAC